GUAAGUUUCUUUGGGGCUUCACCGUUAACGGAUUGUAUGGGAACCUUCACAAAAAAUGUGGACUUGUACGGAAUUCUGGAGGUCACUAAAGGUAAGACACCGACCGAUAUCAAACGAGCCUAUCGUCUUCUAGCUCUGAAGUAUCAUCCAGACAAAAAUCCAGACGAUUUCGCGGUUGCGGAGAAAUUCGAAGAAAUUAACCGCGCCCAUGCAAUCCUGCAUGAUCCGAGUAGAAGACAGAUAUACGAUAAUUCCCUAACGAAGGUGUCGUCGUGUGGGAUACUGCCCAUUUCGUUACACAUUAGCCUAUAG
Molecule: messenger RNA, 312 nt
Organism: Echinostoma caproni
Lineage: Eukaryota; Metazoa; Platyhelminthes; Trematoda; Plagiorchiida; Echinostomatidae
Source: the annotation of a GenBank genome assembly